AUGGCUGCAUUGAUCAGCGCGUACUCGUCUUGGCCGGAGAGCUUUGAGUGCUCGGCGGGAGAUGGGGAUGUGGCCGACGGACACGGCUCACACAGAACUCCCGUGGACAAGGCGUCGGAGCCGCGCAUCAGACGGCCCAUGAAUGCGUUCAUGGUCUGGGCUAAAGAUGAGAGGAAGCGCCUGGCUGCACAGAAUCCGGACCUGCACAACGCAGAGCUCAGCAAGAUGCUGGGUGAGAUGAACGUUUAUUUUUUACGGACAUAUUUUAAUAUUUAUAGAUACAAUAUUUAGGCUAUUAUCAUUAUGCUAUAUCCAGGCUCUGCCAAAAAGUUAUCCUGUGUCAAAUCACACCUAUUCCUAGCCUACAACUUUCCACGGUAGUUGAGAUGAGAAAUGAUGUAUUCAACUUUAGCCUAAAGUAUAUCAAGAAAAUAUAAUCGAUCAAAAAUAUAUAAACUUCUUAGUUUCUUGAGCAUCAUCCAUAUAUGUUAUCUCCUACAAUAAAUGAAAAAUAAACUCCUCACGAAAACUUAAAGUGGCAGUAAAUUAAUGAGUGGACGUCGCUAAUUCGAUUAAAAGGCAAUCAAUCUCAUUGCACAAAGUUCUCUUAAAUGUAGGUAGUUUAUCACGAGGCCUGUCGGUCACUUGGAUUAGUGCGUAAAUCUCAACGUGCGCCCUUGCACGUCGUUAUUGUCUGUUUUCCGUCACUCACAAUUAUAUUUCGCUCAUAAAAUACAUAAAAACAGACAAACUAUAUUAGGCAGUUAAAUGUAAAUACAUAUUUGCUAAUUUUGAUACAUUUUGAAAGCAUAGGCCUAUCCAUUCCUAUUGAACUGACGGGGAUGAACUUUUAAGGCUCAAAAUAAAGACUUACAUUUUGACUUAUUUGUUGCUUUUUCGUUAAAAUUAGGUUAACUUUCGGUAUAACAGGUAGUUCAUUAUUUCGUUAAAAUUAUUGAAUGAGUAUUAUGUUCCUCUUUGCCCCCCAAAAAAGUGUAGCCCGUAUUACAGUGUAGAUAUAGAGGAAAUGUUUUCCUCUAACGCAGUAUUCAGUUAAAAUAUUAAUUAAAGUGAAGUUUUUACAUGGACUUAAUUUGUAUUUUAUUUUUCAGGAUAAGGUAUCCUAGCCCAAAAUCCCCUUUGCUAUUAUGAUGCUAUUAUUUUCGGUUAGUGCACAACUCUUCCACCACGGAAUAUGGUGAAUAAUUUAGUUUCAACCAGAUGUAAUUAAUAAUUUGGUAUGUGUGUUAGACUAUGCAUUUUCCAACUUUAGGUUGCUGAAAGGUGUGAGACACUUUAUUGAAGUUUCCACCAACUGAGAAUAUGUGAUGUUUAGAUUUAAAAUAAAGAUGUAUUAUUUUUAAGGGAACGAGUUUUUCAGUGAGAUUUUGUGUGGAAUGAAAUCGACAAAAAUAAAUGAGGCUACCUAUUCCAUGAAAAACACAGAUACAACUCAUCAACACGAGAGAGAGAGAGUUUAACUGAUCAACAUUAGAGAGAGAGAGAGAGUUUAUACUUUAUUUAGAUAUAAAGCAUGGAAGGGAAAUUGACAAUGUUUUCCUCAAAUAUAUUUUUCUGUUCAAUUCCUCCAAAAGAAGAAAACGGACAUUUAGUAAAGACAUCUUGUGGAAAUUAGAUCUGACAUCACUAGAUGUUCAUAAAUUAUCUUCAGGAUAAUUCUCAACAGUUGAAGGUGCAUUUCAUUUCAAUGCAACAACUAUGUCAUAAUAACUCAUGAACAAAACACACCGUGCAACCAUUUUGUUUUUACAGGAGCUUUUGCUCUCUGUACGUCCUUCAAAAAGAAUAACCUCCAUUGAACAAGAAAAUAAGUGCUAUUUUGGAUGAUAAAGUCAUUUUAAAAAGGUAGAAACUCCAGCACAUUGGUGAUCUUGGAUGUUCCGCAAACAUUUUUUUUUUUAUGGAUUACAAAUUCCGUUCUAUUGAACAUUGACAAUUAGUGCUUAUUCGUUGAUGCUAAACUAAUACCAGCUCCGUGUUUUCCACACUAAUGUUUCAGUCAGCUAAUAUGUCUUUUAAAAGUUAUCCUCCAUCGAACAUACAACAACAACAACAACAACAAAAUAAGUGAAUUGGUCUUAUCAAUCAAUAAUAAUCAUUGCAGACAAUAAAUGAAUAUAAGUCCUGUUGUUUCCUCCUCCCAGGCAGGUCGUGGAAGGCCCUGACCCCCCCUCAGAAGCGUCCCUACGUGGAGGAGGCCGAGAGGCUGCGGGUGCAGCACAUGCAGGACUACCCCAACUAUAAGUACCGCCCCCGUCGGAAGAAGCAGCUAAAACGUAUCUGUAAACGUGUGGACCCCGUGUUCCUACUGGGCAGCCUGGCGGGCCCCAACCGGAAUUCCCUGCCCGACCCCCGGGGCCUCUGCCUCCCCUUGGGUUUGGAUAAGGAUGGGGAUGGGGUUAUUGGCGGCGACGGAGGUGUUGGGUUCUUGACCGUCUCUUCCCCCAGCCCGGGGCCUCUACCUGGGGUUAGAUCCUUCAGAGACGUACCGUCCGGCUCCAGCUCCGGCAGCUUCGACACCUACCCCUACGGACUUCCCACCCCGCCUGAGAUGUCCCCUCUGGAUCACGCUCUAGACCACGACCACCCCUCUUACUACCCUUCCUCCUCCUCCUCUUCCUCCUCCUCCUCGUCCGUCUCCUGCCCCGAGGAAUGCCACCAGCAGCACCAACGUCAGGGUCAGACCCCCGGAGGUGGAGGUGGGGGUCACAUGUGCCUCAGUCCUUCAUCCUACCACCCUGACUACACCCAGACCCAGACUUCCGUCCGCUGUGGUGGCUCCCGCUCCCACCUGGCCCACCUCUCCCAUGUGUCCCAGGCCCAGUCCGGAGGCCUCAUCCCUGGGAAUCCUCUGUCCUACUACAGCCCAUCCUCCUGGUCCUCUCAGCUCCAGGUCCACCCGGGCUUCAAUCACCCUCACUUAGGCCACCUGUCCCCAGGUCACCAGCACCACCUUGGUCAGCUCUCCCCUCCUCCAGAGCAGAACCACAGUCAUCUGGACCAGCUGAGUCAGGUAGAGCUUCUAGGGGAGGUCGACCGUGACGAGUUCGACCAGUACCUGAACUCGACGGCGGCGGGCGCGGCAGCAGCGGGGGUGGGGAUGUUCCACUCCGAACAGGGAGGAGGGGGGAUGACGGUGACGGGUCACAUCCAGGUGACAUCGGCCUCAGCGCCGUCUUCUGAGGGCAGCGUCGUCGGGGAAACCAGCCUGAUCUCUGUGCUGGCGGACGCCACGGCAACGUACUACAACAACUACGGCAUCUCUUAG
This is a messenger RNA of Coregonus sp. 'balchen', 3289 nucleotides long. The record is from the annotation of a GenBank genome assembly. NCBI's taxonomy places the organism in Eukaryota, Metazoa, Chordata, Actinopteri, Salmoniformes, Salmonidae.